AUGAAUGGCGAUCUUUACCCCCCCAAGGAUACAAUCCCGGAUGUAAGUCACCCACAGGUCAAGCAGUGGGUGUCCGAAAUCGACUGGUCAAAGGUCCCUCAGAUUCCUGUCGCAGGAGGACUUCCAGACUCGCCUCAUUUUCCGAACUGCCCGCCGGAUGAUGAGGUCGACAAGCGAUCGUGCUGGUGGUCUUGUGACGGGUGUGUUCAGCCCUCGGAUGUGGUGACAUGUCCUAACCAGAGCGACUGGGGACUGACAUAUGAUGACGGACCAAGCGUGGCGAGUAGGGAGAUGAUGAAGUACUUGAACUCGAAUAAGAUCAGCGCGACUUUUUUUAUUGUCGGGAGUAGAGUGCUUGAGUACCCUGAUAUUCUGAGGGAGCAGGUUGCGCAGGGCCAUCACAUUGCUAUGCACACUUGGUCGCAUGCUGGCUUGACUACCUUGACCAACGAGCAAAUCGUCGCCGAGGUUCGUUGGUCCGAAAAGAUCAUCCGUGAUGCCACUGGCCUGACGGUGAAGUAUAUACGCCCUCCCUAUGGCGAUGUCGACAAUCGUGUACGCGAAAUCUUGCGCCAGAUGGGAUACGUAACCGUGAUUUGGACCCUAGGUUGGGACACCAACGACUGGCGCGUUGCCAUGAACCAGAUCCAGCCGGACGAGAUCAUGCAAACCUUCGAGAACGCACUCGACAACCGCGAGCUGAUCAGGUCCUCGACUGGUGGUCCCGGUGGUCCCGUAACACUGGAGCACGACUUGACAGACGGCACGAUUUACCUUUCGAAGCAGAUCAUCCCCAUGGGCAUGAACCGUGGUUUGAGGCCCAUGAGUCUGGAUAGGUGUUUGAACGAUGCUAGCCCUUACCAGAAGGGUUCUUUGACGGAUCAGAAGGCCAAUGGCGGUGCAGGCAAUCAUACCAGCCUGGCCACGAAACCAGGGAUCACUACGCCGGGCAAUGGUGCAGCUGAUUACAAUGGAUCAACGGCGCAGGAUACGAAGAACGAACAGGGUCUGUCGAUGAGCAAGAGCGAAGCUAAGGCUAUGAUUCACAAUGGCGCUCAGACUAUGGGUUAUACGGUUAUGGGAUUGGCCAUGGUUGCGUCGUUGAUGAUGGCCCUGUAA
Messenger RNA from Gamsiella multidivaricata, 1119 nucleotides. RefSeq lists its product as uncharacterized. Gene Ontology annotation, cellular component: membrane. The transcript is spliced from 3 exons. Gene Ontology annotation, molecular function: chitin deacetylase activity. Gene Ontology annotation, biological process: carbohydrate metabolic process. Bases 1 to 1119 code for a protein of 372 amino acids. NCBI's taxonomy places the organism in Eukaryota, Fungi, Mortierellomycota, Mortierellomycetes, Mortierellales, Mortierellaceae. The record is from RefSeq and is a predicted model, not a curated record.